AUGCUCGCCCGCGAAGUGGGAGUCGAGGAACGAGAGGGCCUUGAAGAAGUGACGGCGGGUGGGUGCACGGGGCGUCCGGUCGGCGUUGCUGGCCUGGACGAGACUGAGCUGAGACUGAGACCCCCCGAUGAUGAAGGCCGUCGGUUUCCCACUCCAGCGGCGCCUGCGCCCAAGGAAGAGAUCGGGUGCCUGGAAACAACCGCGCCCACUCGGGUAGGCGCUUCCUGAGGAUCAGCCAGCUGCAGCCAUCGAAUUCCAGAACAGUUUAAGCAGCCAGCCAGCCAGCAGCAGAGGGAGAGAAACAUAGCGGCGAGUAGAAGAGAAUUUAUUUGAUUGAUGGGAGAGGCGGUCUCAUGGCACGGCGAUAGAAAUCCGAGCGAAGCCCAAAUUAAAUUAAACUAAACUAAACUAAACUAAACUAUACUAGAUUUACUGCAACAACGAAGCAGUCCUGGCCCGCUCGGGAUUGGCGCCAUAUCUGGGCAGACCCCCCACCAACGCGAGAGAUCCUUCUGAAUUAUCAGAAUCUGAUGGGAGCGAACUGCCACGCAGGCCGCUUGAGAGGCCGGGCCAAAAAUGUGCGCACCAACCCCACGCGGGCCGCCGCUCUAGGGUCGGGUCAGAUUAGCAGGAAGGCAGAGGCAAGUGAUGCAUCGGUCUAUAUCAAUCCAGAGAACAAGUUUGGCGAACAAAGAAGAAACAAAUAUUUAAAAGGCAAGAAGGAAGCAAAAAUAACUCUACGGGCUUCUGCAAUAAUCAUAAUAAUAUAAAAAAACAAGAUUUUUUUUUCAGUGAAACCAAAAGCAGACCUUCCUAACUUCGAAAUCAUAUCCAGACCAUCUGUUUAUUUUUCGUUACCCAAGAACAGAGAUGCCACCCAAUCCAGGCUGCUGAACUGAAUCAUACAACCCUCAGCCCCCCGUGCCACCCCUUCCCAGCAGUUCCUGGAGGCACAGUUUCGGGGUCACUCAAAAACCUCCUGGGCUGUGGGAGCAAGCGACCAACUGGGAAGUUGGUGUUUAGUUGGCAAUCUCUAGGGGAUCUUGACAAUGCAAGGUCGCCGACAAAUGCAUUCUCGUUUCAGCAAGAAAACACACUAUAUGCGCGCUGUUCACCUCAGAUGAAUGACAGCAGGACUCAUGGGCAUCAGAUUUACGCUUUUAAUUUACUCGAAAAUACAGAUUCUUUGAAAGCCAUUGCUAUUUGAAGGAAUGAUAGACGAAAUCUGUUGUUCCAAAUAGAACACACACACACACACCGCGCCAAGUUCUGUCAAUUACCCACUACUCCUGUUAGCGCAACGAGUGACUACAAGAGACCAAAACUGGUAAAAAAAAAAACGUUUUAAAAGUUGAAGGAACCCAUGUAAAAGGACGUUGCAUCCAUAGCCACCAACUGUGAUGAUGAGUCUCCACACAACGUGGUAGGAGGCCCAGGAAGAGGACAAAAAUGUUUAGGAUGGGCAGAAAAUAUUGUAGCACGCAGCAUAGACAAGAAUGGACAUAGAAUGACACAACCUCCCCAGAUGCGAUGGGGGCACAUAAUCUCUUUUCAUUUUUUGUCAUUUGUCAUAUUGCCGUAUUGAUCAUAUCUACAUCUAAGAAAGUCAAAAAAUUCGACCAUAACUGCGCAAAGUUCACCAUAGUCUAACAAGAAUGGACCAGCAGCAUAGGAGAGCAUCCGAAGAGAGUGCAAGCUUGCAUUCCCUCAAACAAGAGUAAUUAAGUCAAUUGUUAUGUAAAUUCAAAAGAUUUGAACGUUAAAUUAAAAUGCGAUUCUAGUAGCACACAUUCCUUUAGUGUAUAAGACAUUUUAAGUUAAGUUUAUUCACAAGAACUAGUACAUAGCUGUGAACACAAUAGAUCAAUAUUCUACGGCAUUUAACAAACUAAAAUGAGAUUUCAGUCUUGAUCAUUUUUCCAGCAGUGGCCCCAAAGAAACCUCACUGCUAUUAUUCAUGAACUGCAGCAGGAGACAUGACAAAGAAGUUCAUCUUAUUUACUCACCCUAGAUUUGAGCAUAGUUGGACGAGUUUUUGGAGUUCCGAUAUGACCAACAGGUGACCUCUGUGUCUCUUUGUCCAGGGAUGGGAAGAGAGGAGUUCCUGGUGGUGUCAGAAGCCUGAAUUUGGAAUAUUACCACAAGUGAGAAAAGCAAAAUUGCUAUUAGCAGUCUACAACAGAAUGCAUCAAAUAGAGGUAACUCAAUAAAAUAAGAUAUAAUGUGGUUGCACAUUUGGAGUUGCAGAAAUUAUCAGGACAAAAACAUUCAACAAAUGAACAAACCAUCAAAAGGGCAUAUCGGUGAAAAGCCACAACAGCAGCAUGCUGCAGAACUUAUAUCAAUCGAUUUCGUGCCUAAUAAGUUUCCAAAGAUAAUGAAAUGCUCGACAUAUAUAGAUAACCACGGUAUAAAUCAUCAAAAAACUGCACUUCUUGCGGCAGGGAGAGCUGGUCCUACCAUGCCAUUGUUUGAUGUGAGAAAUGACAUUAGAAAAAAGAUAGAAAUUUUACAUUCCAAAUAUUGAUAUUUGCAUUUCUACAUUUUUUUGGGCAUGUCCUAUUAGGAAGUUUGGACGGGGUAACGUCGAGCUACCUCUGCAGGCAAAAGGGAGAGCAACCACCAAUACAACUGCCAACAUCGGUGCAACCAGUGAGAAGAUCACACGAGAGGGGAGACAAAGUAGGUACAGGAGAGGUAGCCGUUAUGUGCAAUGCAAUCAAAUCCAAUCCAAAUUGACGGAUUUGGGCAAAAUGGCCAAUUCAGGUGAAAAAUUUAUUUCUGAAAAUUCAAAAGCGAGUAUUUAUUAAAAACGGUUAUCAUUAUAAACAAAGAUCAGCGGAAACUUUUUCACCAAAAACCAGACUCUAUAUAAUCUCCAACGACCUACCCAAACCCAACCCCAAUCCCAUAAAAUUGGGAAACUUUUAGUCGGCAGUAGGUGGGAACUAAGGGCCUGAAGCAUCAAUCUUCCUUUCUUCCUUUCUUUCUCCACUCAAUAUCUUCCUCAGCUCUUAACUGGCAAGUGUGAGAUGUCACUAUUCUUUAGAUGAUCCGAUCAAUUGACAUAGCAUCAGAUCUUGGGAACUUUGUGCCUUGGCUACCCCAUCUCUAUCGUUCGCUCAAGACAAGAAGGUGGAAUGUGCAAACGCAUUAUAGAAUAAUCUUCGUCUACUAUGAGACAUCAAGGUUCCAAUUAAAUGAUAUAGACUCCCCAGGACAUUGCCAUCACCUCAAGUUCCCUGAAUAUCAACCCAGACAAAAGAACAAGCUAUCGUGGCUCUUGGGGAGUUUGUUUAUCUCUGUCGGACUUUAUCCAGACCAGAAAAGAGCCAAAAACAGCGAACAAGAAGAUUGGUUCACAUGACAAAGUGAUACCCAUGUUUCUAGCCAUUGCCAGAAUCUAAUAGUGAGGACUAUUUAGAAGUUCCAAAUUAAGCAAAAGACAUAGGAGUUAACCAUGGAAGUUCUCCUUAACAAAGAAAAGAGGCUGUAAGACCAUGACUCUCAAGUCUAUAAAGGUUUCAAGGGUCAAGCCUACCAACGUAAUGGUGUCUCUCUCUCACUCAAAUGACAGCUCAAACAUGACCUCUCAGGUGGGUGUACAAGAAAAUACCCCACAAGAAUGAAAGUGUAUGCACUAUCUCCACAACUCUCCAUCAGCCUGUCCCUCAAACCAGCCUUCCACUCCCUUUCCGAUUCGUGCAUCAUGGUGCUCCCACGAGAGACAUCCCCACUAAUUCCUUCACUUGGCCGAACAGAUAGCGUGCAGGUCCAACAAUGCCUUUCAACAUACCAGCGGCACUAUGUGGUGGUGUAUCAAACGUCAGGUCAGCCUCCUGAAUCCCACAUCUACUUGUCUUCUGUGUGGCGCAGAUCUUUGACAUCAACAAUGUUAAACAUUGCAUACUGAAGCAGCUAAUAUAGGUAUAUCAAAGGUUAACAGCGACAAGAAAUUGGAAGUUGAUUCACAAACAACGGGCCAAAGUUAGACUUUUAAGAUGGUAAGCCAGUUGUUUUCCUAACUGGGAAUUCCAAAGAUCGAACCAAUCCUCCCCUCUUUACCAGUCAUAAUCGUUCUUAUUGUUGUCUGAAUUCAGGAAAUCAUCAGCCCCAGUCCGUCGUGUUGGAACAGACGAGACAAUCUUGAAUAUCGGAGAACUCCCUGGUUUUGAAUCUGCAACAGGGAAGAGGAACAUGGAAUUAAAGAUGCGCCAAAAUGACGUUGUCUUGCUCGAAAGAUUGGAGGAAAAGAAGCAACAGGAUGACGGGAGUCUUGUGCUACUCCCGAUCUUCAAGAGGGGCAGUGUCACCGUUAUCAGUAAGGUGGGUUGAUGAAGGUGGAUUGAUCAGGUUUACCUGGCAGAGUAUCGAGCUCAUCAGAGUUAUUGUUGAGGAGAAGGCUGUUCUGGCGCUCCUUCUCGCGUUUGCGCAUCUCGAGGAAGAGAGCAAGCUCCUCAUCCUUCUCCUUUAUCACCGCGCCCAGAGUACGCCCUCUCGGCGGCUGCUGUUGCUGGGGGUGGUGCUGGUGCUUCUGCCUCAGAGGCACGGACGAGGAGACGGUAGACCCCCUCUCUGGCCCAUUAAAGCUCCGGUUGAGCAUCUUCUCUCCACUUCCAGGGUAG
This is a messenger RNA of Spirodela intermedia, 4625 nucleotides long. Lineage: Eukaryota; Viridiplantae; Streptophyta; Magnoliopsida; Alismatales; Araceae. The record is from the annotation of a GenBank genome assembly.